Messenger RNA from Stomoxys calcitrans (stable fly), 1087 nucleotides. RefSeq lists its product as uncharacterized. The record is from RefSeq and is a predicted model, not a curated record. The transcript is spliced from 3 exons. The coding region runs from base 186 to 1040 and encodes 284 amino acids. Lineage: Eukaryota; Metazoa; Arthropoda; Insecta; Diptera; Muscidae.
AAUGCAGUCACAUAAACUGAAUUUAUUCAAUAAGUAUUUCUAACUCGAAGUGGAAACAAGUAUUGAACAACUAGAAAAGGGGAAACAUGCAAUUAGUACUGGCAAAUAUUGCUAUAGUCCUGAUCAUAAUGGCAGGAUCUAGCCGGGGAGUGGAGGAUAAAAUCUCUUAGAGCAAUAUAGUUCUAAUGCCGGAAGCGCGUUUCGAAACACCCUCCAAAGUUGAAAAUUACAUUCUACAACAUCAACGUCAAUUUGAAGAUCACAUUAGGGGUAUGGAUCGAGAUUUAAAUGAUGUUCGCAGCAAAUACGAAAUGCGUUUGGAAGUGAUUCAAUUCUACAGCACCGUGGUAGAUGUUAAACUGGAUGACCUACAGGAUCGUUUUGACCCCAUGGAAAUGUUGGGCGGCAUCCAUGAUUAUUGUGUGCAAAAAUAUCGUGCCAAAAUUCCUGCAGAGGGUGUAAUGCAGGAGACCCUUAAGACUUGCAUCAGCAAGGCCAAGCAAUCAUUUGUUCCCCUACUGAAUAGUGCAGAGAAUACUUUGAGAAAUAUUAAAAAUCAUUUCAACAAUCAAUUUAUCAAUUCCAUGAAGGAAUGCAAAAAGAGGCAUGAGAAAAAUGAGACGAAAUAUCACAGUUGUGCUGCCGAAGGGAUUAAGAAAACCUCCACCUUUUUCACCUCCAAUACCAAUAUCUUCCUCAGCCAGAUGACCAUUGCCGAAUGUAGUGCCAAUACUAAAAUCGAUGAAGCUUUCGAUUGUUACUCCACCAAUGUUUAUCAGACUUUCACUUCGAUCGGUGAAGUUACGGGUUUAAUAGAGAAUUGUGUGGCUGGCCACGAAGUUUGUCCUCCCUGUGCAAAUGAAGAUCCCAAUUCGAUUAAGGGUCGCUGCCCUUAUCAAAUGGCUUGGCAUUUGGCCGAUGAUGAUUUGACUGGUGAGAAAAUUGUCAACCCCUUUAAGGGUGUGAAUAAUACUACACCUUGUCUUCAGAUAAAUUUUAUAAUUAAAGAUUUGGAUAUUGAAAAGGUAGCAUUGGUGUAGAGCAUUAAAUCUUUUCCUAAUUAAUGUAAAUGUAUGAGCUAAGGUAU